This is a messenger RNA of Closterium sp. Yama58-4, 450 nucleotides long. Lineage: Eukaryota; Viridiplantae; Streptophyta; Zygnematophyceae; Desmidiales; Closteriaceae. The record is from the annotation of a GenBank genome assembly.
AUGGAAAGGACAUUGGCGGAGAAGCGACUCGGCGAAAACGUGGCGAGAUUGCGAAGCGGAGAACCUCUGAGCGAUUCAAAGGCUAAGUGCGCAUCUGCGGAGUCUCGGCAUCGGCGCGUGUGGCUGCUGCAGGCACGGCCCGCCGCGAUUACCGCUCGUCGCAUGGCGGAACGGAACAGCGAGGCACAGGGGAGGAAUUCGUGCGAGCGCGUCCAGAGUUCCAAGAGUGGUAACAAACGAAUAUCGAAUUCUCCGCUUGUUGGGGGAAGACACAGUAUCUCUUACCGUAUGAACGGUGCGGGGGACACGAGGGACCAUCUUCGCCUUCCCACCCACGAGCCUCUUCGCUCACAGAUCAAGGCUGCCUGUGCAGAAGACAAAGAGCUUAUCGCUAUUGUACUCAGCGCUAUGAAUCAGGAGCAGAUUUACGACGUCAAGCCUGUCCAGUAG